AUGAACAUCACGGCAACGCCUGACGUUGAUGAUCAAGAUGAGGUGAUUUUCACGAAGGAAGAAGCUCAGAAGUUUGAAAAGUACUGCCAAUCCAUUCUACUCUCUCCACCGUCUCUUGAAGAAUUAGAACCUGUGGAUGCUGUUGAUGUUGUCGAUGCGGAAACACUCGAAGAUGCACCUAUUGUUGAUUUUGGCGAGGAACCAAUGGAAUUCGAAGCUGCCGAACAUGAAUUGACAGCUAAGAAUCUCAUUCUGUACCAGUUCAACGGGGCCGAACGGCCUGGAGCUUCGGAACCAAUUUUGACGGUAUCCCGCAAGGGCACGAAAGUUGACCUUACGUUCGGCCGCAUUAUUGCUUUAGCUGGGGAUCACUACAGCAAUCGCGAUAGUAACCGCACGCCUAUAUGCGGCGCGUUUUAUGACGUCGAUAAGUCAUCUAAGGGUAAAAUCGAUCGGUUUCAGUCUGCCGUGACCAGUUUGGUUGAAGACCAAGAUGGCUAUUUACAUGCAAUCAAUUCAUUAGUUAAUCACGAAUGGGAUGGCGUCGUGUUAGCGGAAAAGGAAUAUCGAAGUGUGAAACAAGUUUAUCACAAUCACCAGUGUGGUUUACCUACCGACGAAAAGUUCUUUUGGGCCGACGUGGCAUGGUCCCCAAACGUCUUGAAAUCAACGAGUAUUUAUUCCUGGUUGGGCUGGCUGAACGCGGAUCACUUCGGCGACGAUGCCGUUGAAUGUUAUAAAGCUGGCCACCAGCUUGCUAUGGAAAAAGCACGUGCAGCCGCAAAGGAGACGACUAAAGAUGGAAAGCAUCAAAAGCUCCGUGAGGCCUACGUAUAUGACGCUUUUGCGUGUCAUUUCCUCACAGAUCUAUUCAGUUCUGGCCAUCUGAGAUCACCUAGGAAGGAAUUGCACUGUAGUGAUUACAUGACAAUGACGGCCAGUACUGCACUCGGCUUUUUGCCCCACAGCAAAGGGGAAGUACCAGUGUAUGAUCACCAUGCGAGAUACAUGCACGACGAUGAUUGCGCCACGGGCCUCCUAGUCAAGAACAAGAAAGGAGAUCAGUGGAUUUGUUAUGGAGAUAAGCAACUCCUUGAGCCUUGCAACCUGAUCAAUCUAGCUAAAGUUCAGGACUGCGUUCAAGAGUCCGUUAGGGAGAUAUACAACAAAGCAUUCCGAGGCACGGAUGACAUCGAUGUAGAGAACUUUAUCGCUUUAGACCUUAUUCCACAGCCUAUGGUCGCAAACGAUGAACUCUCAUGGAAAGAAGCCUGGGGUAGUUAUGACAUUCAUAACUCAGCACCACUUUGGAAUGUCAAUACUGGUGAGAAAAACGGCAAAAAGACUUUCACAUGCCGAUCAAAUCUCAACGAUCACUCUGAUUUCAAUCGCAAAGAAUGUUCGCCAGAAGCAGGAUGGAACGGUCCCGUCCCAACAGCCAAUCAAGAUUGCAAAAAUAUUAGGGACAGCACAUAUCGUGGAGACGAUCAGUUCACUGCAAGCCAAGAUGUUGAAGAACUCAUCAGAGCGGGAUUUGUGCAGGUUCAAGAUUUGGACUACCAUCAAACAUGUGUCAACGUGUGGGCACAAGCUGCUGUCGGAGGCGGGACCUCAAGUGGUGAGCGUGAUACAUUCACUAUCAGAAGACGCUUUUUGAAUCUUGAUGGAGGCAGUCCAAGAGAACAAGUAACCAAUCUCCACUGGUUACGGUGGUAUAAUCCAACAACAAGAAACACCAGUUUGUUCAAGCUCGAUUGGAUGGCAAAAGGAUCAGAGUCGGAUAUCUUGCUCUCUGGCUAUACCCUCGAAAGCCUUGGCAAUCAGAGUACCGAAUAUGAUCCCACUUACCACGCUGGAGAAGAACAUCAGCCUAAGGCAGUGAUAUUGUUCUCGAAAAAGUCUCUACUUACAGGGUUACCUAGUGAACCAGGCAGGGCCAACCUAACUCGAUUUCUCCUGGGGAACUUUACGGCAAACAAGAGCACAUCAGUCGUAGAUCUUGCAACCGUCAGCUUUGCUAAUGAUGGGGUAGUCAGUAUUAUUGUCCAGUCAAUUGACGGAAACCAGUUUGGUACCUCAAUUCUACAGAAGUGGCCAGAUAACUUAGGUUUCAGAUGCUGGAUUAAGACUUUGAAAACUACGGAUCAAAAGGACAACAUUUUGAUUAUCUCGCUCAUAAGGUCAUUUAAGAACAGAUGCUACUUCAAGGUUUCUCGAAUAUGGGUCAAUGCAACUUCCAUGCUCGAAAAAGCUGAAUACAUGUUCGAAAAUUAUUGGACAGGUUCCGCUUACGAUGUCAACGUUUUGGUGGGGGAUGUUCUGGGCCGCGGAAAACAGGACAUUAUCGUUUCAGCAGAUGGCGAUCAGCAGAUUCACGGCUCUAUCAGUGUUUUCAGCUUUUCAGACGACAUGACUUCCUUGCAAGCCAAAGGCAGACAUCAGUGCGACGGUGCUGAUACCGAAAUCGUCAACCCCUGCUUCACAGCACUAAUACCCUCAGCAAAGCGCGAUAGAAACCAGCUUGAUGUUCUCACAGUUCGACUACAGAGGAAGGACAAGAAAAAUUACGUAUGUUUUCACACUCACACAAGCAAACCGCAGGCAGCAGAGAAGGAUCCUUGGUCUCAAUGUCAUACCUCAAAGUUCGAGGAUACCCUUUCCGCUAAUAAAAACUACUUUCAUAUCAAAUGGCUUCGAUGCAGUACUGCCACAUCCUUCAACGCAGUAAUGGAAGUCUUUAGUUACUAUGGAAUUCUCGGUGUGCGGGUCUUUGCCCCAUUAAAUAAAACCAAUGUGGACUGGGUUCAAGUAGGAUUUCUCCCCUAUCUUGGUCAAACUUCCAUUGGUGCUGGUCUUGGAUGUUACCGAGAUUGGGGAUAUGGCUUUAUGCCAUGGGGCGAGGCAAAAGAGUUUGAGGAUAUCAAUGAGUGGUCCUCCUGGAGAAAUAUCGGCGCUUAUGGGAUGAGCGAGAAGGAUACAGAGCUUACCAACGUACGAGGCUUUGAAGUUGGGAAACGGAGGUACUAG
Glarea lozoyensis ATCC 20868 is the source of this 3027-nucleotide messenger RNA. RefSeq lists its product as uncharacterized. The record is from RefSeq and is a predicted model, not a curated record. NCBI's taxonomy places the organism in Eukaryota, Fungi, Ascomycota, Leotiomycetes, Helotiales, Helotiaceae. Bases 1 to 3027 code for a protein of 1008 amino acids. The transcript is spliced from 7 exons.